Molecule: messenger RNA, 3387 nt
Organism: Osmia lignaria (orchard mason bee)
Lineage: Eukaryota; Metazoa; Arthropoda; Insecta; Hymenoptera; Megachilidae
Source: RefSeq, a predicted model, not a curated record
UUUUGCCAAGAACGCGUAUAUUAGUAUCGCUCUAUGCUCCGCAUUGCGGAUUUAAAUAAGUUUCUUGUGUUUACGAGUAACACGUCGAAUUGUUAUUUCGUAACGUGUCCCACGAAAUGGUAUUCUAAUUAUUAUUAUUAUUUUACAAUAAAAGAACUGAAUGUUUUAGGCGAGAUGAGCAGCAGCGGAGGGUUAGGAUUUGGCGUCGGCGUCGCCGGUGGUCCAACCCUCGCAGCCGCUCAGCAAAGCCAAGGGGUAGCUGCUCUUCUAGUGAUGCUUGCCGUCUUAUGCUUUAUUUUCGCCUAUUGCUGUUGGGGUGCACCGUUCUGCAGGUCUCUAUGUAGAAGACACUGUUGCUGCCGGUUAGAAGAUCCUGAACCAGAUUCACGAUUCAGCAAUAACGAUCAAGCGAUGGUAGCAACACCGACCAUCAUUCUCUUACCACACGGUAGAAUGCUUGUUGUCGACGGUACAAUCUUCACCCAGUUCCAAACCGAUCCGACCGGUUUAGACUUGGUGGAACUUGGCGAUAGCGUGUUACGAGCUCAAAGAAAUCCACGAAGCAUAAAUCGACAUCAGCUACAGAAUAGCCAAGGUAGCAUCUUAGAGAUGGACGCUGAAACGCCCAGUAAAGACAGCUUAGGAUCCGUUGGGUGUUUCCCACCCCCAACUUACGAAAGUAUCUACGGAAAAGAAGAGUCGGACAUGCCACCGUCGUAUUCUGAUAUUUUAUUGCAUAGGUUCGCCAAUCUUCCUCACGAGAUAGACAUGCACGGUUUUUGUCACGACGGUAAAGAGGAGAUCGAGAUGCAGAGCCUAGAUGGUUAUCCGCAUAUACUAAGUAAUCCUAUGAAUACAAUACCGUACCCUUACGCGACGAUAGCAAAUUUUUCGAGUCAAAGUUUUCCACGAAGAAACGUUUCGAGAAAUCCAUCGAUCAUCAGCAAUCCUCUCGACAGUUAUUUCGUGGAUAAUGAAUUAGAAUUGUACAGGAUGAGCCAGGGCAUCGUACCUCGAGUGUUUAGCAAUGCGAAUUUCGAGGCCCUUAGAACUUAUCAGGACGAAACUUCGUUUCACACAGAGAACAGUAACGAACAUCAAAUGCGGAACGAAUUAGUGUCGGAGAAUGGAAAUCAUUGUGUUUCGGAUAAUACCGUUCGGAACAACGAAAGAAUACAGGGGAAUAAUACCGAUGAGAUAUCACGAAAUAUAACGACGGGAAAUGAUCUGAUGAACACGAGGAAUCUUGUUCGUAGCUUGUCGAGGAUCAGCCAAGAAAGCAGAAACAACUUGGAGAAUUCUCAAAAAGAAAAUCAAGAGAAUGGAGUAAUCUUUGUUCGAUUAUCUCGUUCCGAGGAUCGCAAUAAUGGUCACGGUUCUCAUAAUUGGUAUUCCGUUGCAAACGAGAACGAUAGAUCAAGAACGCAAAUCAAUCAAGAUGAUCAAUCGAAUUUGAGAAAUGUACAUUCGGAAAAUCCUCGAGCGGAUGAAACUAAUCGCAACACGGAAUCAAACCCAAUAGAAUAUUAUAUUAGAAGCCAAAGUAUCGACGAAAAUGUUGGAAGAUCCCAACGAUUGGAAACUGAAUCUAAUUACUCGGACGAAGAGACCAGUAAUUUCGGGGCUCUAGCUGAUAUUCGUGAAAGCCGAGUAUAACAUUAAACCUCUACGUUCACAAAGCACAUUUGGUCCUCAAAAAUACUUUGAAAAUAUGUUACGAGCAAAUAAUUACCGGAAAACUUUUUGACCAAACGAAUGUUGAUACUUGCAUCCUGUAAAAAGAAAAGUUAACACUCAAAUAGAAACAUACUAUUAUCUCGCGAACUGAUUAGUUUUUAUUAUAAUCUUAAUUUUUUUUUUCUUUUUUGUAAUUAAUUUUAUAAUACAACAGAAGUUUAUACUGAAAAUUGACAGUCGGGUUUAUUUGCUUUUUCUUUUUUCUCUUUCUUCUAACAGAUAUUACAAUAGACUUCAGAUUUGUUUGUACACAGAAUAAUAAAGAACAAUAAAAUAAACGUGUAUAGACAAUUUAAAAGUUAUACUAUCCAAAACCAAGAGGAAGAAUUAAUAAAAAUUAAAUUUCGAAAUAUAAUUUGAUAUAAACAGAAGGAACAAUCAAUUUAAUUGUGGUAAAUAAUAAUAGAAGAAAAAAGAUAAAACAAAGUUAGUUCAGUCCGUCCAAGAGUUAAUUACGUAUUAGGUUCGGUAAAUGUUAAGAAAAUAAUUGCUAUAAAUCGAUUUAAACAUUUUUUACCUGUUAUUAGCAAUCCAUGGUACAGACUAUUUAUUAUGCAUUUGCUUUUUACAUUGUUUUACUGCAAAAUAUUUAACGAUUUCCGAUAUGCAAGUUUAGUAAAAGGCUUAAUAUUUGUACGUACCAUGAAAAUGAUGAAAACGAAGUAUAUACAAAUAAAAUGUGCAUAGGGUAACUGUUGAAUGCAUCAAAAUUCUAUGCGAAGAUUAUGUUAUUAAUACAGUUCAUCAAUUAUGUGUAAUUCAUCCCUAAAACAAAUUGCGGCUUAAAUAUACAAACAAAAGUAUAGUAUCAUUUUAUAAUAAAAUAUUAUGGCAUAUUUAUGCGAUUUAAAUACAAUAAAAACAAAAAUGAAUUUUAGACAGAAUCAUGUUCGUGUUAUAAACGUACGAUAAAUUAUAUAAAGAAAUGAUACGUUGUAUGCAUUAUCAUUGUUGUUGCAUAGAUAAAAAAUAUCAAAAUAUAAAUUAUUAAUAAAAUAAGAUAUUUACUAAGAAAGUAAUAUUUUGUGCUUUUCUGUAUGCUUUAGAAAGACAAAAGUAGUAAAGAUACAGACUAAAUAACUGAAAAAUUGUAACAUUACAUUACUAACAAAUGUUGACAACAUACCUUUCAAUCAAUUUUUUAAAAGCGGUAAAAAUAUUUUACAACUUUCUGUAAUUUAAUCGUCGCUAUCCAUAUCUUCUGGGGCUGAAGAAUCAUCUUCAUCUUCUUUACUUUUUCGAUCCCAAUCUUUCAACUUUGUUCCCAUAACAAAAUCUUCUCUCAGCACGUUCCAAGUUUCCUGGUCCUUUUAUUAAAAAUAUUUUAUUUCUUAAUACUAGUAUUUUCUGGUAGGAAAGAAUAUUGCUUAUUUGAAACAACAUAUUGUACCUUUUGUUUACGACUUUUAUUUUGUUCCGUUUCGUCCUUAAUAUUGUUAUCUAUUGGAAUACUUUUACUUCCACCCAUAAGAACAUCUAAGAAUGCACAUUUAUCAAUGUUCUUUAAUACCCGUUCCCGUUUUCGUUCUAAUGGGCCAGCUUUUGAUAGUUUUUGAUUAAUUUCACCUUGUUGUUGUUUUACCGCGUUGAAUAAUUGUACUACACCUCUGUAAUAAUAUAUAUUUCAAUAUUUUAAUUAUAUAAAAAAAA